AUGAGCGCCGAGGAGGCACAAGAAGAGAUCGGCAGACUUCAGAAAUCUAUACUUAGUGGUAUUGCUCGGUACUGGGAGACAGAGAAGCAGAUUGCAGAUACACAGAAUGAAAUCUGCCUUAUUCAGGAUAGAUUUGAUGCACAUGCAGCCAUCGACGAUGAUGAAGCACGUGCCUUGAUGAUAAUAACAACUCUUAGAUCCUGUCAGGGAACCAUUUAUGAGCUUCUUGUGCUGAGCACUGGGAACGGAGUCAAUGGCUUCACUCUCGAUCCUUCCCUUGGAGAGUUCAUUUUGACUCAUCCAAAUAUCAAGAUAGCAAAGAAAGGGAAGAUCUAUUCAGUCAACGAAGGGAACGCCAAAAACUGGGAUGGGCCUACAGCCAAAUUCGUGGAGAAAUGCAAGUAUCCUGAGGAUGGUUCACCGCCUAGAUCCUUUAGAUAUAUCAGAAGUAUGGUUGCAGAUGUCCAUCGCACCUUAAUAUACGGGGGCAUAUUUUUGUGCCCAGCAGACCAAAAGAGUCCAAACGGGAAACUACGGUUAUUACUACUCCCGAUGUCAUUCCUGAUGGAACAAGCUGGAGGCCAGACUUUCACAGGCAAACAACAGGCCCUUGAACUUGCUCCCGCUAAACUUCACGACAGAUCCCCAGUGUUCCUCGGGAGCUACGAUGAUAGAGGCACCAACUCUAAGGCAUAG
Molecule: messenger RNA, 696 nt
Organism: Zea mays
Lineage: Eukaryota; Viridiplantae; Streptophyta; Magnoliopsida; Poales; Poaceae
Product: fructose-1,6-bisphosphatase, cytosolic
Exons: 8
Coding region: 1-696 (231 amino acids)
Biological process (GO): sucrose biosynthetic process; gluconeogenesis; fructose 6-phosphate metabolic process
Cellular component (GO): cytoplasm; cytosol
Molecular function (GO): fructose 1,6-bisphosphate 1-phosphatase activity
Source: RefSeq, a predicted model, not a curated record